Molecule: messenger RNA, 915 nt
Organism: Brugia malayi
Lineage: Eukaryota; Metazoa; Nematoda; Chromadorea; Rhabditida; Onchocercidae
Gene: Bma-rnh-2
Exons: 7
Coding region: 1-915 (304 amino acids)
Biological process (GO): mismatch repair; DNA replication, removal of RNA primer
Cellular component (GO): ribonuclease H2 complex
Molecular function (GO): RNA-DNA hybrid ribonuclease activity; RNA binding
Source: RefSeq, a predicted model, not a curated record
AUGACCUCUGCGCAAAUUAAACCAACAGUUAUCGAGGCAGUUACGGAAUUCAGUGAUAAUUUCAAGGAUUUCGGUUCAAGCAUGCCCUGUGCAAUUGGCAUUGAUGAAGCUGGACGUGGACCAGUUCUUGGGCCGAUGGUCUACACAUGCGCUGUUACACUGGUAAAUAAUGAAAAUAUGUUGACCAAGAUAGGGGUUGACGAUUCAAAAGUUCUAACAGAGGCAAAACGUGAAGAAAUUUUUGAAAGAAUGAAGGGAAGCAAUAUGUCGGAGAUAUUUGGAUAUGCAUGUCGUUCGGUAUCGGCGCAAAUGAUUAGCGCUGCAAUGUUAGGUCGAACAAAAUAUUCACUAAAUAAAUUGUCACAUGAUUGUGCGAUAGAAUUGCUGAAAUUAGCAGUCGACAAUAAUAUAAAUGUUGUGGAUGUUUAUGUUGACACAGUUGGACCGAAAGAUCCAUACCAGGCUAUGUUGCACAAGAAAUUCCCAGACAUGCAAAUUAUUGUAUCGGAAAAAGCGGAUGCUAAAUUUCCAAUUGUCAGUGCUGCUUCAGUUAUUGCAAAAGUUAAGCGUGACAGAGCUUUACGAAACUGGACGUUUCCGGAGGGUAUUGUCAACGUGCCGCCAGGAGGAUAUGGAAGUGGUUAUCCUGGAGAUCCAAAUACAAAGAAUUUUUUGUUGAAUGCAGUUGAUCAAGUGUUUGGAUACCCAAAUUUGGUGCGAUUCAGUUGGAAGACAGCCGAAGUUUUGUUACAAAGAAAGGCAGUGAUGUGUAAAUGGAGAAAUGCAGAAAAUGCACCCGGCAGCACUAUAACAUCGUUCUUUAAACCAUAUUCUAGUGGAAAGAAAUAUUCAAUGAAAAGUCGAUUUUUCGCCGAUCGUUAUCUUUCAAAUAUAUCAAAAUGUUCAGAUUUUUAG